Sarcophilus harrisii (Tasmanian devil) is the source of this 1945-nucleotide messenger RNA. It is a transcript of the gene ASL, whose product is annotated as argininosuccinate lyase. The record is from RefSeq and is a predicted model, not a curated record. The coding region runs from base 132 to 1526 and encodes 464 amino acids. The transcript has 17 exons. Gene Ontology annotation, cellular component: cytosol. Gene Ontology annotation, molecular function: argininosuccinate lyase activity. NCBI's taxonomy places the organism in Eukaryota, Metazoa, Chordata, Mammalia, Dasyuromorphia, Dasyuridae.
GGGCGGGGCCCUGGUGACGCCAUCCUCCCGGGGAAGGAAAAGCCUCGGCGGAGGGACCCGGGUCCGAGCAGAAGCUGUUGCGUCAGAUCAUCCAGGGCCGAGAUCAGCGCUGGGGAAACCCCUUGUCCGAAAUGGCAUCGGAGAGCGGGAAGCUGUGGGGCGGCCGGUUCGUGGGCUCCAUCGACCCCAUCAUGGAGAAAUUCAACUCGUCCAUCUCGUACGACCGGCGCAUGUGGGAGGCCGACAUCCAGGGCAGCAAGGCGUACAGCAAGGGGCUGCAGCAGGCGGGGCUCCUCACCAAAGCGGAGCUGGACAAGAUCCUCCAGGGCCUGGACAAGGUGGCUGAGGAAUGGGCCAUCGGCACCUUUGCCCAAAACCCCAACGACGAGGACAUCCAUACAGCAAACGAACGGAGGCUAAAGGAGCUCAUCGGGGAGACCGCGGGGAAACUGCACACGGGACGCAGCCGGAAUGACCAGGUAGUCACAGAUCUGAGGCUCUGGAUGCGAAAGUCCUGCUCAUCCCUCUCCUCCCACCUCCGGACACUCCUCAUGACCAUGAUGGAGCGGGCUGAAGCGGAAAAAGAUGUGCUCUUUCCAGGCUAUACCCACCUACAGAGGGCUCAACCCAUCCGCUGGAGCCACUGGAUCUUAAGUCACGCUGUUGCCUUGUCCCGAGACCUGCAGCGUCUGCUGGAGGUGAAGAAAAGAAUUGAUGUGCUGCCCCUGGGGAGCGGGGCCAUUGCCGGCAACCCCCUGGGAGUGGAUAGGGAGCUGCUCCAAAGAGAGUUGAAUUUCAGCGCCAUCACCCUCAACAGCAUGGACGCCACCAGCGAGAGGGACUUUGUGGCCGAGUUCCUCUUCUGGGGCUCUCUAUGUAUGACACACCUCAGCAAGAUGGCAGAGGACCUGAUCAUUUACGGCACCAAGGAGUUUAGCUUCGUCCAGCUAUCCGACGCCUACAGCACGGGGAGCAGCCUGAUGCCCCAGAAGAAAAACCCAGACAGCCUCGAGUUAAUCCGGAGCAAAGCGGGAAGAGUCUUUGGCCGGUGUGCCGGGCUUCUGAUGACCCUCAAGGGACUUCCAAGCACAUACAACAAGGACCUACAGGAGGACAAAGAGGCCGUCUUUGAAGUCUUUGACACCAUGAAUUCUGUGCUACAAGUGGCCACCGGCAUCAUCUCUACCAUGAAGAUCAACAAGGUGUGCAUGGAGGAGGCUCUCAGCCCGGACAUGCUCGCCACGGACCUCGCCUACUACCUCGUCAGGAAAGGGAUGCCAUUCAGGCAGGCCCAUGAGGCCUCAGGAAAAGCGGUCUUCAUGGCGGAGACCAAGAAGCUGGCCCUCAACCAACUCUCUCUGUCAGAGCUGCAGACCAUCAGCCCCCUGUUCUCCGGUGAUGUGAGCCACGUGUGGAACUACUCCAACAGCGUGGAACAGUACAAGGCCCUGGGUGGGACGGCCAAGAGCAGCGUGGAAUGGCAGAUUCAGCAGCUGAGGGACUUGCUGCGGACCCUGCCCCAAUAGGGGCCCCAGCCAGCCUCUGCCCCACCUCACAGAGCCCGGGGACUCGGCUGUCAUCCUGGUGAAGGCAGGAGAGGGGCCGUGGCGGAGACGGUGUGGGGCCGGGGGCAGCAGGGACUCCCUGAGAGCUGGGACAUCCGGGGCAAGUGACUUGACUUUCCAGGGCCUCGGCUUCCUGGUCUGUAAAAUUCUAGUUCUGAAUCUACAGGCUUAUAUUUCCCCUUUAUCAUAAAGCAUUUCAUGGGCUGGGGUGCAGGGGGACAAAGGAAAAGAGAGAUGGGCAGGGGAAGGAGCGGAGGCCCCUGACCUACCUCCCUUUCCAUGUUCUCCCUCCUGGAUCCUCAGUGACUCCCCCACCUCAUUUACUGCCCCGGCCUCUCCCUCGCCCCCAAAUCGGAGAGCCCGAUGCCGGCCGUCGUCCC